Leptosomus discolor (cuckoo roller) is the source of this 2653-nucleotide messenger RNA. The record is from RefSeq and is a predicted model, not a curated record. NCBI's taxonomy places the organism in Eukaryota, Metazoa, Chordata, Aves, Leptosomiformes, Leptosomidae.
GAGCCGAAGCUUAAAGAACAGAUUAAAAAAGUAGCUAGCAUGGCUUCACUUACAGCAGUGUGUGAGAUAAUGGAUCGGAAACCUGAAGCGCACCUUGAAUCUCUGCCUUCUGUGGAUGCUCUGAAGAGAUUUAUUUCCUUUUCUCAAUUCAAUGAAGUAUUAAAGAAGCCAUCUUAUAUUGAGGAGAAAAGUAGCUUAUGUGAAGAAACAACAUCUCAAGGAUGGGGGAAGAUUGUUGCACGUUAUGUUUGUGACCAGUGGAUCUGCCUUCGUUUCAUUUUAAAUUCAUUUCCAACAUUGGCUCAAGAGUGUGAAGAAACUUCGGAGAUGUCAUUAUCUAGAGUUGAAAGGUCAAGAAAAAUUUUAGAGUCUGCUUUAGAAGCCCUAACUAUUCUUCCUUCAGACCAAGUUUCACCCGUGUUUGACUGCAUGAAAGUCCUUGUUCCCAAGCUUCUGGACUCAGCGGAGUCUCUGUGCAUAGAAGCGUUUGAUUUGGCUUGGAAAAUUGUAUCUUCAUUGAGCAACACCCAGCUAAUAUUUUGGUCCAAUCUGAAAGCUUUUGUUCAGUUCAUCUUUGAUACUGAGGUUCUAGCUGUUGCUGCAAGUGCAAAGGGUCAAGCAUACGCCAAAAUAAAAGAGAUAAUUUUCAAGCUCAUAGAUAUGUCCGCUACAAAGACUGGAGUCUUCAAUGUAGUCCUUAGUCAUUGUUGUCAAUCUUGGAUAUUUCCCACUGUUGAUGAGAGAAGUGCCUUGACAAAUGCUUUCUUAAAUGCUGGAAAUUAUUGUGAACUUAUCACUGAGGCUUGUGUCUUUGGAACUGUAUUUAGGAGAGAUCAAAGACUUGUUCAGGAUGUGCAUGCCUUCAUAGAAAGUCUUGGAGAAAAAUGUGCAGCAAAUGUUGUUACUGAAAGUACAAAUCGAGAUGAUCACUACGUUCGGGUUUGUGCUAUUAAAUUUCUGUGCUUGUUGGAUGGAUCAAAUAUCUUGCAUAAGGCGUUUAUGGAAGACAUUUUCAUCAAACUACUUGAUAAAGAUGAACUGGUAUCCAGAUCUAGAACACGCUAUUAUGCAAACUCUUUACAGCAUAGAAUUAAAAACCGGGUAUGGCAGACACUCUUAGUUCUUCUUCCAAAGCUUGACCAGAAUUUUUUGUAUGGAAUCCUUGACAAAGUUUUUCAGGCUGGAUUUGCUAACAACCAGGCAUCUGUGAAAUACUUCAUAGAAUGGAUUGUUAUCUUGAGCCUACAUAAAUACCCCCAAUUCCUUAAUAAAUUCUGGGAUUGUUUUUGCUAUGAUGAAGAAAAGCUUAAAACAAGCAUCUGUACAUUCUUAUCAGUGUUAUCACACUUUGACAUCAUUCUUCAAAAUACCUCAGAGAAGAAGCCAGCUUUGAAGAAAGCCAUCAUAGUUGUCCUACAGUGGUGUUUCAACCAUAAUUUCAGUGUUCGACUUUACGCAUUGGUUGCCCUUAAAAAAAUUUGGGGUAUGUGCAGAAUGUUGCAUGUGGAAGAAUUUGAAGCUCUGACACCAGUUAUUGAAUCCAGCCUUCUACAAGUGGAAAACAUGCAUGGCACAGGGAAUGCUAAAAGGAACUGGCAGCGAAUCCAGGAUCACUUCUUCUUUGCAACAUUUCAUCCGCUUGAGGAUUAUAGUCUAGAGACAAUAUUUUACACUCUUCCCCGCCUUGCGGAACUUGCUGAAGAUGAAUGGAUAUCACUCCCUAAGUUUGACAGAUUCACUGACGUUCCUCUGCCACCAGCAUUUCAGUGGUAUCAUUCUCGAAUGGAGCUUCGUGAUCUGAAACCAAGUGACUGGUCCCAGCAAGACAUGGGUUCAAAUUCAGCUGAAACAGAUAGCCAGACGGAAUGGACUGAUGUUCAGAGAAAAAUUAUACCCUGGAAAAACAGUACUCCUAGUUUAGACCUGGAAGUGGUACUUCAGGAUCGUGCUGCUAAACUUGGUAAAUCAAACAGCAGACUGAUUGUGGUGGCUUCACUUAUUGAUAAACCUACCAAUUUAGGAGGUUUAUGUCGUACAAGUGAAAUAUUUGGGGCAUCUGCACUAGUUGUCGGCAGCCUUCAUUAUAUACAGGAUAAGCAGUUUCAGCAUCUUAGUGUUUCUGCAGAGCAGUGGCUCCCCCUUCUUGAGGUGAAACCAGCUCAGCUUGUUGAUUAUUUGCAGCAGAAAAAAACGGAAGGCUACACUAUUAUUGGUGUGGAGCAGACAGCUAAAAGUUUUGAUCUUACAGAAUAUUGCUUCCCAGAGAAGUCACUAUUAUUGCUGGGAAAUGAACAUGAAGGAAUCCCAGCAAAUCUGAUUCACCAUCUGGAUGUCUGUGUGGAAAUUCCUCAGCAGGGUAUUAUUCGAUCACUCAAUGUUCAUGUAAGUGGAGCUCUGCUGAUUUGGGAGUACACAAGGCAACAAGUGAUCAAGCAAAAACAACAAAAAUAACUGCCAAGCGGUUUGUGCCUUACAGUACAGCUGGGUGACCUCCUGUGGUGCUACAACAUAAAAUUAGGAAUAGAUGAGAUACAAACUCAGGGUGAAUGAGGACUCUUAAGUUUUGCAUGUUUUGUUCUCUGUAGUGUUCAGACUGACUUUUAAAUGCCUUAAUACUUUACCUCCUUAAAUAAAACUGUUGCAUUGGAAAUAA